This is a messenger RNA of Bradysia coprophila, 1160 nucleotides long. RefSeq names its product Pyrroline-5-carboxylate reductase-like 2 (gene P5cr-2). The record is from RefSeq and is a predicted model, not a curated record. Gene Ontology annotation, molecular function: pyrroline-5-carboxylate reductase activity. Gene Ontology annotation, biological process: L-proline biosynthetic process. NCBI's taxonomy places the organism in Eukaryota, Metazoa, Arthropoda, Insecta, Diptera, Sciaridae.
UUAUUAUGGGGCGAUAUGAAAGCAAAUAACGCUGUACAAACGCACUUUCUUCUUCAUUUAUAAAAGUGACUCUGGACGUGAUCAAGUAAACCAGUAAUAGCUGGCGAAAGACUAUACAAAUAUUUGUCUCGAUUAAAAUUAGUGUUUUGUUUAUCAAUCAAUCAUAACAGUGUAACAAUAAAUUGCCCAACCAAUACAAUCGCUAAGUGGGGAUUUUCCAUAGUAUAAUAUGGGUCAAUAUGCUUUGAAUCGAAUAGGUUUUCUUGGUGGUGGAAAAAUGGCACAAGCCAUGGCUAAAGGAUUUAUCUCAGCUGGACUAGCAAAGUGUGAAAAUAUAAUAGCAAGUUGCCAUCCAUCUGAUAAGGCGGGUAUAGAAGCAUUUAAGACCCUCGGAGCUGUGUCUCUAACUGAAAAUCUGCCAGUCGUCAAAGGUGCGGAUGUCGUUUUUCUCUCCGUAAAGCCAGCAGUUGUACCGACCGUUUUACACGAUGUUAAAGAUGCAUCGUCAGGUAAACUUUUUAUUUCCGUUGCAAUGGGCAUUACGAUAAAGGACAUGGAACAGAUUCUACCUGAAGACACGCGCAUCAUUCGAGUGAUGCCCAAUACACCGGCUAUAGUGCAGCAAGGGUGCUCUGUUUUUGUUCGCGGCGCUCGGGCAACCGACGGUGAUGUCGCCAUUACAAAAUCCCUAUUGGAAUCGAUCGGAACUUGUGACGAAGUCACCGAGAAUUUAAUGGAUCCCAUAACAGCCUUAUCCGGAAGUGGACCGGCUUAUGUAUUUGUUAUGAUCGAAGCAUUGGCUGAUGGUGGAGUGAAAAUGGGUCUGCCAAGAGAUUUAGCAUAUCGUUUAGCUUCGCAAACCGUUCUAGGUGCUGGCCAAUUAGUAAGAGAUUCCGGUAAACAUCCAGGCCAGUUAAAAGAUGAUGUUACCAGCCCAGCUGGUUCAACAGCUUCUGGUUUGGAUCAUUUGGAAAAGAACGCAUUUCGUUCAACUGUAGCAGGAGCUGUGGAAUCAGCCACAUUGCGAUGUCGUCAAAUUUCAGGAAAUGAUCCGACUAAAAAUUGAUUGUAUCUACGAAUUGUCGUGUUGUACCAUCAUUUCUACUUAAUUGUGCUACGAAAGAAACGAUAUUUUAGGCUUAUUUUUUAGAAAUAUUUUU